Molecule: messenger RNA, 3086 nt
Organism: Lemur catta (Ring-tailed lemur)
Lineage: Eukaryota; Metazoa; Chordata; Mammalia; Primates; Lemuridae
Gene: GLB1L2
Product: galactosidase beta 1 like 2
Exons: 19
Coding region: 156-2066 (636 amino acids)
Biological process (GO): carbohydrate metabolic process
Cellular component (GO): vacuole
Molecular function (GO): beta-galactosidase activity
Source: RefSeq, a predicted model, not a curated record
GCGGGGGCGGGGCCGCGAGCCACAGCCAAUGAGAGCUGGCGGGCCGGUUGCCUGGGCGACCGGGGCGCGACCCCGCCCCCCGCGCCGAGGCGCCGGAGCGCCGCUGAGUGCCGGCUGGAGUGGGAACCCGGGUCCCCGCGCACCGCGAACGCGCGAUGACCACGUGUAGCCUGGGGCGGAGGCCGGGCCGCACACUCGGACUCCUGCUGCUGGUCAUCUUGAGCUUCCUGGUGCUCCGCAGGUGGGACUGGAGUACCCUGAUCCCUCCGUGGCUGCCACAGCGGGAGUACGGGCUGCAGGCAAAAGGCCAGAACUUUAUGCUGGAGGACUCCACCUUCUGGAUCUUCGGGGGCUCCAUCCACUAUUUCCGGGUGCCCAAGGAAUACUGGAGGGACCGCCUGCUGAAGAUGAGAGCCUGUGGCCUGAACACCCUCACCACCUACGUCCCGUGGAACCUGCACGAGCCGGAGAGAGGCAGAUUUGACUUCUCCGGGAACCUGGACCUGGAGGCCUUUGUCCUGCUGGCUGCGGAGCUCGGGCUGUGGGUGAUCCUGCGUCCAGGCCCCUACAUCUGCAGCGAGAUCGACCUCGGGGGCUUGCCCAGCUGGCUACUCCAAGACCCUGGCAUGAGGCUGAGAACAACCUACAAGGGCUUCACCGAAGCAGUGGACCUUUAUUUCGAUCACCUGAUGUCCAGGGUGGUGCCACUCCAGUACAAGCAUGGGGGACCCAUCAUUGCUGUGCAAGUGGAGAAUGAAUAUGGUUCCUACAACAAAGACCCUGCAUAUAUGCCUUACAUCAAGAAGGCCUUGGAGGACCGCGGCAUUGUGGAGCUGCUGUUGACGUCAGACAACAAGGAUGGUCUGAGCAAGGGACUCGUGCACGGAGUGCUGGCCACCAUCAACUUGCAGUCGCCACAGGAGCUGCCGCUGCUGACCAGCCUUCUCUUAAGCGUCCAGGGGAUUCAGCCCAGGAUGGUGAUGGAGUACUGGACCGGGUGGUUUGACUCGUGGGGAGGCCCUCACAAUAUCCUGGAUUCUUCUGAGGUUUUAAAGACAGUGUCCACCAUCAUCGAUGCCGGCUCCUCCAUCAACCUCUACAUGUUCCAUGGAGGCACCAAUUUCGGCUUCAUCAAUGGAGCCAUGCACUUCCAUGAAUACAAGUCAGAUGUCACCAGCUACGACUAUGACGCUGUGCUGACAGAGGCCGGAGAUUACACAGCCAAGUACAUCAAGCUUCGAGACUUCUUUGGCUCCCUCUCAGGUGCCCCUCUCCCUCCCCCACCUGACCUUCUUCCCAAGACUACGUAUGAGCCGAUGACGCCAGUUUUCUACCUGUCCCUGUGGGACGCCCUCAAGUAUCUGGGGGAGCCAAUCAAGUCUGAGAAGCCCAUCAACAUGGAGAACCUGCCAGUCAAUGAGGGGAAUGGCCAGUCCUUUGGGUACAUUCUGUAUGAGACCACCAUCACCUCGUCCGGCAUCCUCAGCGGUCUUGUGCGAGAUCGGGGGCAGGUGUUUAUGAACACGGUAUCCAUAGGAUUCUUGGACUAUAAGACAACGAGGAUCGUAAUCCCGUUGGUCCAGGGUCACACGGUGCUGAGGAUCUUGGUGGAGAAUCGUGGGCGAGUCAACUAUGGGGAUAAUAUUGAUGACCAGCGCAAAGGUUUAAUUGGAAAUCUCUAUCUGGAUGAUUCUCCCCUGAAAAAAUUCAGAAUCUACAGCUUGGAUAUGAAACAGAGCUUCUUUCAGAGGCUCCGCAUUGACAAAUGGAGUUCUCUCCCAGAAGCACCUACGCUUCCUGCUUUCUUCCUGGGCGGCUUGUCAGUUGGCCCCUCCCCUUCUGACACCUUUCUGAAGCUGGAGGGCUGGGAGAAGGGGGUCGUAUUCGUCAAUGGCCAAAACCUUGGACGCUAUUGGAACAUUGGACCCCAAAAGACCCUCUACCUGCCUGGUCCCUGGCUGUACACAGGAACGAACCAGGUGAUCAUUUUCGAGGAGACGAUGGCAGGCCCGAUGAUACAGUCCACUGAAACCCCCCACCUAGGCAGGAACCAGUACCUUAAGUGAGCAGCACCGCCCAGUACCUCCUGCUGGGGGCGCAGGCGAGCGCCACGUCCUCCAGUCGGCACCCUCCCCUGCAGGAGCGUCCUUAAGUAGCAACCUCAGGGACCAAGGGGCUCCUGUCUGCCCCCGCCUCGGUUCAGAACCCGCAACUGAAGAGAGACGUGGGAUGGCGCGGAGGGCCCCUCACGCCCGGGUGGCGUCUCCGCCGGCUUUGUGGAAGGCGCCUUUCCUGCUUCCCUGCUCCUCGGGGAGAAGCGGAGGGGUGUCUCUGUGCGGGUGGCGGCGUUUAAUCAGACCCCCAAGUGCUGCACCCCCGGGGCCCCCAGAACAGGGGCUGAAACGAGGUGGGCCUCCCCACUGCGUCGCCAGUCCCGCCCGCGGCAGUCUGCUCCUUGAAUGCGCUUGGUGGGGACACGUCCCUCCCGGGCCCUUGGUGUUCCUGCAAUCGUGGGUCUGUCACCAUCUGUAGAGGACAGGGAAGGGGGUGUCUCACCUGCAUUGACUGUGUUCUUCCUUCCAACCUUCCCCGAGCCUUCUCUGGGAUUCGCGAAGAAAGUCCACUUGAGAAACACGUGAGUUCCCCUUUCCAGUCUCGCUGCAUCUGACGGGUGACAAGCUGAGCUUGAGAAACAGAAAUACUCAGCCGCUGCUUUUCCUAAAUUAGCGAGUAUUUCCAGUUUUACCCAGUGAAGACAUGCAUCCGUUGAGGAGUAAAGGUGGAUCCCACAGAAACCCCAGCCCGUCUCUGGGCGUCUGCGGAGGGAGAGGACGGAGGCCCAGCUCAGUGGUGUUGGGCAGGUGGCCCCAGGAAGGUUCGGGUGGCCACAGGCCACAGGCCUUGCCUCCAGCUCGGUCACCCACCCCUCUACCCGCCCCCCCCCCCCGACAAGCAGCAGGGAGGAGAGGCCACCCUCCUUCACAGCUGGGUCCAUGUCCAAAUUUGAGACUUGUUCGAGGGAUCAAGUGCAAUGGUUUGGCUCAGGCUCACCAUCCUGAAUUGCAAUAAAGCGAAGUUGAAUCAGA